Caenorhabditis elegans is the source of this 749-nucleotide messenger RNA. RefSeq names its product C2H2-type domain-containing protein (gene T06G6.5). The coding region runs from base 15 to 626 and encodes 203 amino acids. Lineage: Eukaryota; Metazoa; Nematoda; Chromadorea; Rhabditida; Rhabditidae. The transcript is spliced from 5 exons. The record is from RefSeq and is marked reviewed.
UCUUCAAAAACGACAUGAAACUUCUGAGCUCAACAAUCUUGGGGAGUCCCAACUUGGGGGACACUUCUGUUGAAGAGACCCCACUUGUUAAAUCUCUCGAUAUGCCAGCAGGUCGCGUUUCAUCUUUGAACAUCACCAUGAAACACAUAGUUCCAUUCAUCAAAGAAAUUCUCCCAAUUUUGAAGUCUUCUGAACACUAUGCACCUUACACACCGGAGAUUUUGAAGGCAUUGAUGAUUUUCGAGUUUGGCAUCGUCAAAUAUUAUUGCGAUGACUUUGCACUGAAUAUUAUAAAAUCCUCCGGGAAACAUGUACAGUACUUCCGAGAAAAGCACGCCGAGCCGAGAAAACGGAAGAUGACUAAUAAUGUUUCAUGCGAGUACCCCGUAUACCUGCAAUAUGACAGAGAGAAAAAAGGAUAUCUUUGUGACAAAUGUUCGUUCAUCGGCCAGUCGUUGCCAAGGUUGAACCUUCACUUCUAUUUCGAGCAUGCCAAGAAUCAAGUCGGAGAUAUCAGUGAGAAAACAAAGAAGAUGAAGCUUGACCAUGAUCAACCAUCGGAGCAAUCAACUGAUCAAGGAACCAACAAUGCUGCGGAAAUGGAAGAUGGCUGGCUUCUCGUAUAACUUUUAUCAAUACAUAUGUUCCUAAUCCUCCAUUACCUCGCCACUUACCAUGUAAACACAUCUACUCUGAAUAUUGCAAAAUUAACCACUGUCUCCUUAACUUUGAAUAAAUCUGUACAACUU